Lycium barbarum (goji berry) is the source of this 1026-nucleotide messenger RNA. RefSeq lists its product as uncharacterized. The record is from RefSeq and is a predicted model, not a curated record. NCBI's taxonomy places the organism in Eukaryota, Viridiplantae, Streptophyta, Magnoliopsida, Solanales, Solanaceae. The transcript has 2 exons. Bases 391 to 780 code for a protein of 129 amino acids.
GCUAUUCUACUGCUAUCCCAUUUUUUGUUCUUUCUCUUCACUUCUGUAGUCAUCUUUAGCUUUGCCUCAGCUUAUUUUACCACUGCUCUCUAAUAGCACAUAUGUUAAACUUUUCACUUCUUUAAUUUAUUUUCUGAUCUGAGGUUCCAAUAUUUUCUCUUAGAUCAAUAUUUUUUUCUUUCAAAUAAUCUUUUAGGUUCCCAAGUUUCCACAACUUUAAUACAAAGAGACCAUUCUGAAUAUUGGGUUUUUGUUGUAUUGGUUUUGGUUAGAUUUUAAAGGAUGUGUUUUUGGUUAAGAAUGGAAAUGGUGGCUGUUUCUUGAAAAGUCAUCUUCAUUGAUUUUGUUUAUUGCAGGAAUCUUUGCCAGCAAAAAUUUCUUAUUUGGAAAAUGGGUAGAGGAAAAGGAAAGACAAAGAAGCAAUCCGUUCGUGAGGAUCUUGUGAGUGGCGAAGAAGAGAAGAUACCGGUGAGGAGAAGGGGAAGACCAUCACAGAAACCAAAGGAUGAAAUAGAGGAGGAAGAAGAAGUUGAGAAGGUAGUGGAGGAAAAAGAUGCCAUCUUGAACAAAGAUAUCAAGAACGAAGUAGCAGAAGAUGGAAAGAAGAGGAAGAGACCUUCACAAGACGGAGAAAAUAAGGAUCCCGUGAAAGAGGAAAAUGGAGUUGGAACUAUAACUAACUCUAAUGACUUAAUAAAGUCAGUUGGAUUCAGACCGAAUGGGAGCAGAAGGAAAAACAAGCCUAGACGGGCUGCCGAAGUUGGUGUUGAGUGCAGAUGAACGCACUUUACUAUUAUUUACAUGUGCUUAUUUUAUUUUAGUCUUUUCAUAAUUGCUUCUUUUUGGAAAUUUCAACUUAAAUUUUGCGAAGAUUUAUGCAGCAAGCUUUAUAUUUGCUGAAUGUAUUGCUCCUAUAUCCCUUCACCAAUUCUCUUUUUGCACGUCUCAUCAGUAUCCAGAAUGAUGUUUCUCCAUAACAUGUAAUUUUUGCUAGUUCCAGUUUGAAAUGUUUGAGUUAGCAGUCUU